AGAGAAGCUCUGAGGGGGGGAGACAGUGAGCGGGGGCGAGGAGAGACCCCCCAUCCUGCCACAUCUAUCCGAGGACCCCCCUAUAAAUAUCAGCACAGCUCCCUCCCCACAGAGACAUGUCCAGCGAGAAAACAGGCCCUCCGGACUCUGGACCCCACAGCUCCCCCCCACCCUAUAACCAGCCGGUGGGGGAGGGACCCUGUAAUGGCGUUAUUCCAGGUUAUAAUGAUCCUCCACCUCAGCCAGCUAAUGCUACCCUUCCCCGCCAAGAUGCUCAAGGCUAUCUUCAGGAGACCCCAUUUACAGGGGCACCCCAAGCUCCCCAAGGGUAUGUGGUGCAGACGCACACGCCCACAGGAACACUGCCAGGUGGAGGGUAUGUGCCACAACCAACAGGGUAUCCCAUGCACCUGCAGCCCUGCACAGCCUACGUCCCGGUGUACCCCAUGGGAACGCAAUACCAAGCUGGAAAUGUCCCCCCCCAGCCUGGGAUCCCACCUCCUCAGAUUCCCCCUGGACUGGCCCUACUAGAGCCACGACGUCCUCCUCAUGACUAUAUGCCGAUCGCUGUGCUCACCACAAUCUGCUGCUUCUGGCCCACUGGAGUUAUCGCCAUCAUAAAGGCUGUGCAGGUGAGGACAGCUUUGGCUCGUGGAGACAUCAUGUCUGCAGAAAUAGCUUCUCGUGAGGCCCGGAACUUCUCCUUCAUUAGCCUGGCAGUGGGGAUUGCUGCUAUGGUCCUGUGCACCAUCCUUACAGUUGUUAUUAUCAUCGCAGCUCAGCACCACGAAAAUGACUGGGGUAACUAAAUUAUCCCUCUGGGACUUGGGGGCAUCUGAUGUACAGACCAAGCCACCAAGAUCUCACCCAGCACUUUCUUAAGUCGCCUAUCUCAAAACCUUUUUUUUUAAUUUAUUUUUUAAAUAAUUUUCUCUUUUUUAAUUCUUUUUCAUCUUCUUUAAUGUCUUCCUUUAAUUUUUCCUUCUUGUGUUCUUCCCCCUUUCUCCUCUCACCAAUAAUUUCUUCUCUCUCUGUCCAUACGUUUUCCCCUGUGUGUCAUUUUUCCUUCUCAUUUCCGUCCUUCCUUUGGUUGACCAUGUUUGACCUCUCCAGAUAGUCUCUCUCUUCUCCUGUGUUUCCUGUCCACCAAAGUGCUCUCUGUCUCCUACCUUCCUUUCUGUCUGCUCCCACCCCUAUUCCCCUCCCUUGUUUUGAAUAAUACAGGUGCCAUCUUGGGGUGUUAUGGGGUAAAAUAGGAGUUUCAUGGGGGUACUUUUUUUUAGCUAUGUCUUAUAGGUGCAGAAGAACAGUGGGCUGAGAAGUAAAGGCUCCAGGAGAUAGCUCGAGAGUCAUGAUGCAUACAGGAAACGAGUGGACUGUCGCACGGGGAGUAGUCCUUCAGAGAGAGACAGCCAGGCGAACUUUACAAGGAAUGAGUGUAGAUUUUUAAAAUGAAUGUGUGACAUGAGAUGUUGGGACUAGCUGGCAUGGGCGUGGUCAUUGUGGGCCAAAAGAUCAUUUUUACUGACCGUUCAACUGGAAGGGUCAAAACUACCAAAAUCCUUUUCCUCUUGUGGGAAUCUGAGAGCCUCAUAGACAUGGGAAGACUGGUGGAUCCACCACGAUCUGCCAACCAGAACCUAAUGUCUAUGGUCAGCUCAAACCCAAGAUGUGAUAAGCCAUAGGGAAGCCGAGAAGAAUGAGUCUAUAUAAGAUGGCACUCACGUGCAGGUGCAUGAGAGGUUAUAGGAACACAAUACAGGUGA
This is a messenger RNA of Bufo gargarizans (Asiatic toad), 1766 nucleotides long. It is a transcript of the gene PRRT1, whose product is annotated as proline rich transmembrane protein 1. The record is from RefSeq and is a predicted model, not a curated record. Bases 117 to 809 code for a protein of 230 amino acids. NCBI's taxonomy places the organism in Eukaryota, Metazoa, Chordata, Amphibia, Anura, Bufonidae. Gene Ontology annotation, cellular component: membrane. The transcript is spliced from 4 exons.